AGGUUGGUUAUUCUGGGGGUUGGUUUUAAUGGGUGGUGCUUAGGUGGCUCCCUAUGGCCUUUUAUGAGGUUCAUACGGGAGCCUCGUGCACCGGGUAUGCCCUUUUUUAUUAUGUGCAAGUUCAUCUGGGUAGAAUUGAGAAAAACAUCCAAUUGAUUAUAGCUUACGUGAUCUUCUCAUGCAUCGUAUCUAUCCUUAGUCUUUGCAGAUUCGAUACGAUCACCUACAAAUGGUUAACACCUUAUGAGAAAGCACUUGGAUCUACUUUUGCCGUGGAUCUGUGAUAGGAAGAAACUGCAGUAUUCCGAAGACUCAACCAUGCAAUGGUUCAGAUCGAGGAUCUCUAGGAUCAUAUUGAUCCAACCAGUUCAAGGCUUCAGCUGCUGCAUCAACCGCUCUGUUUGACACCAUGAUUGAUUGAGAAGGGAAGAGAAGUGUUGCUGCGACGACCAAUGAUGAGGGGCAGUUUGGCAGACAGAGAAAGAAGCUUGUGUGUUAGUGCUAUUAAUUUCUUGGUGACCUUUUUGGUAGGUGUCCGGGUCACACUGGUCAAUUUUUGGUUUUCUAACUUGGAGAAUUGGUAAAUAUCAGUAAUUGAAAACCUCAUUCCUAGUGUAUGUCUUGCCAGUUCUGGGAAACUUAAAUAGGUUAUGUUUCCAUUCAUUUUUUACUAGUAAGUCUACAUUUGGUUUUCUAGAAAUAUACAAAUUUUUUUCCUAACCCCAAAAUAGAACAGUUUUUCUACGGGAAACACUAGAGAUUGUGACCUUAAUCAACUCAAGCUCACAGUGGACAUAAGACUAGACCUUCUUGUAGGGAAAUGCUGAGACCAACCCAAGACCUAAACCAUGCCCUGAUUAUGCUGCUGUAAUGAUCAGUAUUACCCCAGAAAACCCAUAGCACCUUAGGACUGCCAUGAUUUGGUCCUCAAUACAGGUUGCUCAAAGUGGCUGUAAGGAGCUAGGGUUGGGUUUGAUCUUUUUUUGGAGAACAUACCUUUCUUUGGAUCCUAUAUUGAAAGAUAUUGAUCAGUUUCAAAAUGCAAUUGCUUGCACCAUAACAUAUUGGCCUGACCUUACUGGCUCUUCAGUCUGCAACUAGUAGUUUUGCAUAACUGGUCAGGAUUAGUAGCCAUGAACUAGUGAUGGCAACGGUUAGAGCUGCUGGAUUUCCUGGUGUUUGGUGUUUGGAUUCAAACACAUUUAAGAUUGCAAGUUUUGCCUGCGGAUUGUGCAUUGGUUUCACUAAUUUUUCAAGUUCUUCUUGUACACAGGAUUUUUCAGGUACCCUACCCAACCCUAACCUGAUUAGGGGUCAUCACAUAAUGCCUUGAACCAUUAAUUCACAUUUCUAAUACCAUCUGUUUAAGCUUCACCCUGAGAAUGUCAAGAAGUGGUCAAAACAGCUUCUCAACACUCUCGGGGUAAGGCUACAUAGUUCCCGUCCCUCUAGAUCUUGCACAUGCGGGAGACUUGUGCAUCAGUUACACCCUUUUUUCUCGAGGGCUUGAAUUGAUUCUUUAUUCAAGGUCUGAAGCAAUACCCAACCUGCCCAAGUUGCACUCUUACAAAUAUCACGAGUUUGGGUUCUGAAGGAUCUUGUAACAACACGCCCAAGUAACCAAAAAAGCCCUCUCUCUCUCGCUCUCCUCUUUUCUUCUCUUUUAUUCUCUUCCCUAGUUUUCUAGUAGCCCAUGGGAGAAAAAGAAAAACCCAGUUGGAGUCUUUGGUGGAUUCUUCAUUUCUGAACUGAAAAUCAAUCAAAAAGCUCCAAAUGCCGGAUUCAAAGCUUGUUUUCAAGAUUUGGAUUGGGAACGAGAUAUAUAUAUAUAUAUAUAUCAAUCAAUCAAUCAAUCAAUCGAGGUUGAUCCUGAGUCUUAAUCGAUUCACUAGCAUAACCCAGAGUUACUUAAAAGGUAAUAUAGUCUUUGCACCAACGCGUGGAUCAAUGGGAACAUAUAUGAAAAUAUCAAUAACAGUGAAAAUUUCGUUUUUUUUCAUGGGUUGGGAUGGUCAUUUCGCUCUUUCUUUGUCUGGGUGUAAAGGGGACGCUGUCUUUUAGCUUCUCUUUCUUAAGAGAUCCGAUCCGAUCUUGAGCGAUCCGGACCGAUACCGAGAAACCGAACUGGAGAAGGGCCAAGCAGACUUGUGGAUCUGCCGCUCUCGAACUAUUGGGUCUGAUGGUGAUUUUUGGGGUAUUUCCCGACCGUUUCCUGAGCUGGGUUCCUUCUUCUAGGGUUGUUCUUGCCGUGACGACGACGAGGAAGCAGAGACGACGAUGCAGCUUCAUUUCUCUCCUACCAUGAAAAGCAUCACGAUUUCGAGCAGCAAUGUGUUUCUUGACACAGGCCCAGGCCUUGUCCAAGUUCAAGUGUCUUCUCAUCACUGCAGCUCAAUGCGGAUCCCUUCUGCGACACUGUGGCACUACGCGGUCACUCACCAACACAAAGAGACUCCACGCCCACACCAUCACUUCCGGCCUCCUCUUCUUCGACCACUCUGCGCGCAUCCGAUCAAACCUCAUUGCUACCUAUGCCGUCUGUGGAGACGCAACAAUUGCUCGUCUUCUAUUCGAUGAUUUGCCUCAAAGAAAAUCCUUGUUAUGGAACUUCAUGAUCCGAGCCUACUCUCAGAAUGGUUUAUCAACUGACGCACUUCGCCUGUUUGUCGAAAUGCUCUCUUCAGGGGACAAUAACCCUGACAACUUCACCUUCCCUUUUGUCCUCAAGGCCUGUGCAGAAAUGUCGUUGCUUAACAUGGGUAUGUCCAUCCAUUGUCGAGCAUUGGCCACUGGGUUUGAUUCGGAUACUUACGUGCAGAAUUCCUUACUGGCGAUGUAUAUGAACUGUGGCAAAACGGAGAUGGCCAGGCUGGUUUUUGACCGAAUGCAGGAGCAGACUGUGGUUUCUUGGAACACGAUGAUAAGUGGGUACCUUCGAAAUGGGCUGGCAGAGGAAUCUUUAGCCAUUUUUGAUUGGAUGAUGGAUGUGGAUGAGAAACCUGAUCAUGCCACCUUGGUCUCUGUGUUACCUGCUUGUGCUCACUUAAAGGAUUUGCAGCGAGGGAGGGGGGUUCAUGAUUUGCUGGAGGAGAAGGGAUUGGGGAAUUACAUUCCUGUGAAGAACUCGUUGAUGGAUAUGUAUGCAAAAUGUGGUCGUUUGGUUGAGGCCAGACUUGUCUUUGAUGAGAUGGGAGAGAAGGAUGUGGUGUCAUGGACGGCCAUGAUUGUAGGCUACCUGUCAAAUGGUGAUGCAACAAGUGUAUUAGCACUUGGGCAUCGGAUGCAACUGGAGGGGGUAAAACCUAAUUCGGUAACCUUGGCAGCUCUCCUAUCUGCUUCUGCCAGUUUAUCGACUCUGAAGCAUGGUAAGUGCUUACAUGGGUGGGCAAUAAGGUGCAGACUUGAAUCUGAUGUUAUGGUGGAGACUGCCCUGAUUGACAUGUAUGCAAAGUGUAACCGCAUGGACCUUAGCUUUCGAGUUUUCUUAAAAUCUACGAAAAAAGGAACAGUGCCAUGGAAUGCACUUAUCACAGGGCAUGUUCAUAACAGACUUGCAAACAAAGCAAUAAAACUUUUCAAACAAAUGCUGAUGGAAGAAGGGGUCUACCCAGAUUGUGCAACCUUGAUUAGCCUCCUUCCUGCUUAUGCUGAUUUGGCUGAUCUUUGGCAAGCCAAAAACAUACAUUGUUACCUUAUCAGUUCUGGAUUUCAUCCAAGCGUUGAAACUGCCACUGGUUUGAUUGAUAUCUACUCGAAGUGUGGAAGCCUCGAUUCUGCCCAUGAGCUCUUCGAUAAGAUUCCAGAAAAAGUUAAGGACACUGUAGCAUGGAGUGCCAUCAUAGCUGGGUAUGGAAUGCAUGGCUAUGGUGGGGUUGCAGUUUCACUUUUUUAUCAGAUGGUGCAGUCUGGGGUGAAACCUAAUGAAGUCACCUUCACAUCUGUUUUGCAUGCUUGCAGCCAUGCAGGGAUGGUGGAUGAGGGCCUACGUUUGUUCAAAUGUAUAAUUGAUGAUCACCAAAUGAGACCUCCAACUGAUCACUACACUUGCAUUGUUGAUCUUCUUGGCCGUGCAGGUCGACUAGAGGAGGCUUACGAACUGAUUACAAUGAUGCCAUUUGAGCCCAAUCAUGCUGUAUGGGGUGCUCUAUUAGGUGCCUGUGUGAUACAUGAAGAUGCCAAGCUAGGAGAGGUAGCUGCAAAGCAACUUUUUGAACUAGAGCCAGACAAUACAGGAAAUUAUGUGUUAAUGGCCAAGAUUUAUGCUGCUGUAGGAAGGUGGAAAGAUGCAGAGAAUAUGAGAAGUAUGAUGAGUGCAAUGGGAUUAAGAAAAACACCAGCCCACAGCUUGAUUGAGAUUAGAAAUGCAGUAAACACAUAGUGAUGAUGUCUCUGGCCGACCCAAGGUGUUUCCAUGGGAAGCCAAAAACCUCCAGUGAUGAAUGAAGGUGGAUCCUGUAUUGGAGUGUGUUGGUAGGACACUAGCUGUAGAAGAACAAAUUUGAGGAGCAGCAAAAGAAGCUGCAGUAGAGGGGCCUGUACCUGUGGACUUGAAUCUGGUAGGGAAACAUUAUGUCUAUGGAUGUUUACAAUGAACCCAUAAUAUCUUUCUGGGCCAUUAGAGCCAUGGUGCAAUGGAGUGAUGUUCUUCUAAAUGCCAGUCAGGAGUUGAGUCCAUCCAGGGGUUACUGCCAAGGUGAUCGAAGUUGUGACAAGAGGUGGCGAGGCAAAGCUAGCAAAGAAAAUAUUUUUUGGCUAUAUCAAAUGAGCCCAAAAGUGAUGGUGAGUGUAGUGUGCAGAUUCUUUCCCAUGCUAUCUCACAAAAAGUGAGGGUUUCACGCAUGUAUUUUUAUUUAUUUUGAAAAUGUGGGAUCCACAUGGAAGAUACCUUUUUUAGACCAAUUGGUGGUAGUGUGUGGAUUUCUUUCCACGCUAAGUUACACACACUCCUAGGAUGAAGCUCCACUGACUCUGCAGCCACUCACCAAUUCAAAUAACUCUAGACCAAUUGUUCUAAUACAAAAUUCUUUGCAUUGAAUGGAUUACACUUUGUUUCUCCCACUUGGAGGACCUUGGAGGAACUAAAUACAAGUACCAUGUACCGUUA
Molecule: messenger RNA, 5104 nt
Organism: Macadamia integrifolia
Lineage: Eukaryota; Viridiplantae; Streptophyta; Magnoliopsida; Proteales; Proteaceae
Product: pentatricopeptide repeat-containing protein At5g39350
Exons: 3
Coding region: 2330-4378 (682 amino acids)
Biological process (GO): RNA modification
Molecular function (GO): RNA binding; protein binding
Source: RefSeq, a predicted model, not a curated record